CAUCAGCGAGCCAGACAGGAGGGGGAGCGCAAGAGAAGACAAGAGACGGGAUGUGUGUGUGCGCGUAGUGCUCGGCGCUGCAGGUACAGCGGCAGUCGGCGGAUAAAGCUUCAAAUUCCAGCCCUGGCGCAGCGGCAGCAAAGUUGCGGAGAUCACCCAAUUCCCGUCACGAUGUCUGGCGGUGACUUGCGUGUGCUCCGCCGUGAGGCUGGACAAGAGAGCCCGAGGAUGCCGGCCUGGAAGAGGGAGAUUCUGGAGCGACGGAAGGCGAAAGGCGGCGCGGCUGGAGCAGGUGCAUCCGAGCCUUGCUCCGGCGCCACCGCAUCCCGGGUUAAUGGUGAAGUAACGGGAGACAGCGGCGACUCCAAAAAUAAAGAUAGCAUUACCGGUGCGAACACCAGCAGGAACUAUACCGUUAACACAGCCAGGCACCACUUCGCUGUCAAGCGAGGCAGCACCACCGCCUCCCCGGAGCUUUCUCCGGUGAAAACAAAGAAAGAUCCCUGGGCUACCGUCGACCAGCGUGAGUCGACCUCGUCGGAGAAAACUGACAGUGAUCACGGGGAACAAGAGAGGCUCGUACUACAGGACAGUCUAGGCCCGUUACAGGAGAACCCAUUCAUCAAAUUGGAGAAGGAGCGCAAGAAGAGGCAUGACCGCGACAACGUCUCACGGCCAGUACAGCACAUAUUGGAGUUAUAUGGCAACGUCCCCGGAAUCCGGACGAUCCGCGCUGAGAAUAUUAUCAUCAUCGAAUCCGAUCCGGAUUACUUCCCCGAGGCUGGCAGCGGUAAAACUGGUUCCAGGGUACAGCAAAACGGUACGGUGGGCAGCUACAGUUCCCUCAAUGACCUGAUAGACCGGAGAGGCAGUGCGGUGACCGAGAUACGCGCGAAAGAGGUAGUCAUCUAUGAUUCUUCUCUGAGCAAAAGUGAGGAGAAUUUGAGCACGCUGGGACGUCCGGGUUCUGAUAUGACCGCGGGAUUGGGUGUGGGUCAGGGCAGAGUCAGUCGCAUGCUGCAGAAAUUCGACCGUAAUUUUGGGAAACUGCAGCCUAAGUCUCACAGCACAGAAAACCUGCUGGACCUAGAGACCCCCUCUAUCAGGCCAAGACCCCAAAUCUCAGCGAAGCCGGACCUAGUGCCAAAAUCGGAGGUCCCACAUCAGUCCGCCUCUGUCACUCACAGCCCGGAGCGCUCGCAGUCUCCAUCUGUCUUCCAGAGUCCUCAGUCUUCUAAGACCACAUCGCAAUCCUCAUCAGAUGAGCAGGAGGGCAUCGGCCACUCUGAUGGCUCGCCCUCCGUGUCUUCCUUCCGUCAGCGCUUUGAGGUCCCGGGUGGGCGUGACAUGCCGGCGAACCCCUCCGAUGGAAAGGAUCGGACCCCAGCUAAACUCCCAAGGGAGCCGGACGAGCUGUCCUCCAAACCCAAGGUGCCAUGCUCGCCGGAGAAGCCCUGCCCACGUGCCGAGUCGCCUGCCUCUUGCUCUCCACCGCCAUCGCCUCCGUCCCCCGGGUUUGAGUUCCGGCUGGCCCCACGGCCCGACCUAUCGGCCCUGCCUCCUGGUGACAUCCAGGCCAGGGCCCUCGCCAACCUGCGCCUGCAAUCGCGCAACUCCUUCACCGUCAUCCCUCGGCGUCGGGGUCCCAUCGCUUCUCCGGGUAGCACCGCGCCAUCUAGCCCUGUGCGAUCCCCACCUUCGCCCACCCCGCCACAGGACUAUGUGGCAGCGGUGACCCUGGCUGCUGUGCCAACCACACCCCUUUCCCCCGCCAAGAAGAGCGAGGGGGCCACCAGGCAAGCCAAAACGGACCCUCCAAAACCAGAGCUCCCCGCCUGCCCCUCGCCACCCCCAGGACCUGAACUGGAACCCCCUGCGCAGCCAGCGGAGACUGAUCAGCUGCCUGUCACCAACAUCGAUGAUGUUGAGGUGGAGCCCUCCCAGGUGGUCCCAAGUCCAGUGGUGCAUCGUCGUUCGCCGAACACCUUCACAGUGGUACCCAAACGACGACCAGAACCCGGUUCCCAAGAGCUCCAGGAUCCCGCUGCUGGCGCCCCGGCCAGCACUACCUCUCAGCAGGCGCCAUACACACAGCUAGGGUCCCUGCUGAAGAAACGGUACCCAGCAGCCGAGGAGAUUGAGGUUAUCGGCGGCUACCUCUCCCUGGGCCGUUCUUGCCUCUCCAAGACAGGCUCCACCGGCAAGAAGCUGAAGAUCUCCUUCAACGAGUCGAGCCUGCACAGCACCUUCGAGUACCCCUCGGAGAGCAGCCUGUGGGGUGACGAUGAUGAUGACGAGGAAAAGGAGGAGGAGGAGGAGGAGGAGGAGGCGGCCAAGGCAGAGCGCAUCUCCAUCCCACGGCCCAGCUACUCCAUCUCUCCCACGCAAGGCUCCUCCAGCACGGCAGACCUUUCAAGCUACACCCCACAUGGUGUAGAUUUCAGCAGCUGGCAGGAACAGAAGCUGGACGACCCAACCUUCCUCUCGAACCCCGAGUCCCGAGAGCCGUCCGCAGAGGAUGUAAUGGUAAUGCCCAUUAACCUGCAUUUUCAAGUCACCGAGUAUUACUUGAAGGCUAUUUUAGAUUGAGCUCAGAGGCUUAAAGCAGAAGCUGUGACCAUGGUGAUAACAAGUAAUGCAGUCCAUGGGUUCGAGUGCCCAAAAAGGGUCCCACUCUCAUUCCUUUGGGGAAGCUUAUUGGCCAGUAAAAUAUUGAGAAUUAAAUUAUAAUUUGCUUUGGAUAAACAUAUUAGCAGUAGGUACCAGCAGGGAAAAUUUGAAAAUUGGCCCAGGUUAGAUUUAAUAAGCCAGUAUGUUUCAUUUUGAUAUCAAAUAAAGAUACUAUUUAAAUUAGUUUUUGCGAUACGGAGAAGGGACCUCAAUCUAAUUUCAGUGGCGCAAAUUGUGAGAUUUUGCUACAAAUGUCCUGAAAUACCUUCUUUCAGUCUUUGUUUUGGUACCAUGAUUUAAUGUUUUUGUAGGCUUCUAUGAGAAAAUGUGGUAAAAUUCAAAAAAAGGUGAAAUUCACAAACCUUUUAAUUGAAGAAUGCUGAAAUGUGUUUGCAUUUUGGUUGUCAUUAAGGUUGGCGCAAAUAUCCUGUAUUUUUCGUUAAAAAUGUAUUUUUAUGUGUCAUUCCUGGACAGAGAAAUCUGCAGUGUUUUGGGCUGAAAGCUUUUUGGCGGGUUUUUACACUUUUCCUCAGUCAACAUUAAUGUGCUUUCCUGUUGAUAUCU
Molecule: messenger RNA, 3234 nt
Organism: Paramormyrops kingsleyae
Lineage: Eukaryota; Metazoa; Chordata; Actinopteri; Osteoglossiformes; Mormyridae
Source: RefSeq, a predicted model, not a curated record